AAUUUCUCAUCUCUAACAGGCUCUCUCCACUUCACUGCCACAAACACUUUUCUCUCUUUCUCUAUAAAUGGUUGGGCGUUAAACGACCAAGAAUAUGGCUGUUUCUGUAAAUUCAGUCGUCGGCUUCACUUCCACGCUGCAGGCCAAGUACCAGCAUGUAGCAAGAGCUGGCGUUGGGGCUUCUGUACUGAAGGUCACCCAUUUCACAUCUUCAUCGCAGGUUGUUGGGUCAAGAAGACUUGGAAAGGGCAAAAACCGGGGAUUAUGUCUUCUAGUUGCAGAUGAUGAUCGUGUUGCCACAGACAAUAGUGACAAAGAUUCUACAAGUACUGAAAGAUCAUUUGUUGAUGAUCGCUCCUCGGCAGUGAAUCUUGCAUCCUUGGAUUCUCAAACAAGAAACAGCGAAAUUCAAACCAGUGCUGAAGUGGAGUCAGGGCCUCAGACGCCGACGGUGUCUAGUGGGUCAACUUUUUCCUCAGAACUGUUGAAACUGGACACUCCUUCUGCCAACAUAAAAUCUAUCCCGAAAAGAUCAUCGCUAACAGCAAGAGAGAAACUGAGAGCUGCCCGCGUUCUCAGUCGUUACGCAGAACCAAAGGCAUCUAAAAAACCACAACUUGGCAGCAAAGUAUUGGAAGCUCUGAAAGAAAGUGAUCUAGGGAAAAAGAGAUCUGGCCUUCCAGAGGCCCCUACAAACUUGUUUGAUGACAGCAAGAGAGGAAUGCCAAAGCAGGGUCUGACUUUUGACUUUCCGGGGGGUGCUGAUGUGUUACUCAUCAUCUUUUCAUUUGUUUUUAUCAGCACAGUCAUGUUUGGGACAACUUAUAUUGUGUGGAAAGUUGGCGCCAUCCAUUUUAAUGAGUACUAAGUUGAAUCCCAUAUUUUGGGAUGAGGUACAUACUUGAUGAAUCUAUGGGGAAGACACAAGCCAUAUUGAGUUCAGGUACUCUCGAUGCUCAACUUUUGGCGGGUAGGAUUUUACCUUUCUUUUAAGCAAGAUGUAUACAUGAUUGUAUAAAGAUUAGCUUGGCCAACAGUUACCAUUCAUCAUCACUUCUUCUGCUUUUUUUGCCCAGUAUCCUUGUAUGGAUUCAUUGAAUGAAUAACUAUGAUAUAUGCUAGUUCCCAAGUUCUUCUUGUGUA
This is a messenger RNA of Cornus florida, 1143 nucleotides long. RefSeq lists its product as uncharacterized. The transcript is spliced from 2 exons. The record is from RefSeq and is a predicted model, not a curated record. Gene Ontology annotation, cellular component: chloroplast thylakoid membrane. Lineage: Eukaryota; Viridiplantae; Streptophyta; Magnoliopsida; Cornales; Cornaceae. The coding region runs from base 95 to 868 and encodes 257 amino acids.